Molecule: messenger RNA, 2425 nt
Organism: Pygocentrus nattereri (red-bellied piranha)
Lineage: Eukaryota; Metazoa; Chordata; Actinopteri; Characiformes; Serrasalmidae
Gene: nubp2
Product: nucleotide binding protein 2 (MinD homolog, E. coli)
Exons: 7
Coding region: 99-905 (268 amino acids)
Biological process (GO): iron-sulfur cluster assembly
Cellular component (GO): cytosol
Molecular function (GO): 4 iron, 4 sulfur cluster binding; ATP binding; ATP-dependent FeS chaperone activity
Source: RefSeq, a predicted model, not a curated record
AGGUGAUUGGUCCGGAGGCGGGGACAGUGAACGCGUCUACUAAUCUCAUUGGCCGUGUUGUCCGCGUGACGUCACAUGGUCGCGCCGUGUCGGCCGCUAUGGAGGUGAACGGAGAUGAAGGUAAUCUGAGGGGGGUUCAGCGUGUGGUGCUGGUUCUGUCUGGUAAAGGAGGAGUGGGUAAGAGCACCAUCACCACAGAGCUCGCCCUCGCCCUGCAGCACGCAGGAAAGAAGGUUGGGAUCCUGGAUGUGGAUCUGUGUGGUCCGAGUAUUCCACGGAUGCUGGGUGUUUCCCAGCAGGAGGUUCAUCAGUGUGACUCCGGGUGGGUUCCUGUGUACGCGGACCCUCAGCAGCGUCUGGCUCUGAUGUCAAUUGGUUUCCUGCUGGAUGACCCUGACGAGGCUGUCGUCUGGAGAGGACCCAAAAAGACCGCUCUGAUUGGUCAGUUUGUGCGUGACGUGGCGUGGGGGGAGUUAGACGUGUUAUUGGUGGACACUCCCCCUGGAACGUCUGAUGAACACCUCGCCGUGCUGGAGAGCCUCCGUAAACACAGAGUGGACGGAGCGGUGCUGGUGACCACGCCACAGGCGGUGUCUACAGGAGAUGUGCGGCGCGAGAUUACGUUCUGUAAGAAGACCGGAGUGAAGAUUCUGGGGAUCGUAGAGAACAUGAGCGGCUUCGUCUGCCCACACUGCUCUGAGUGCAGCAGUGUUUUCUCUCGAGGAGGAGGAGAGGAGCUGGCUAAGCUAACAGGAUCAGUGUUUCUGGGCUCCGUGCCCCUGGACCCCCUCCUCAGUGCCAGCAUAGAGGAAGGCCAAGACUUCCUAAAGGCGUUUCCGGACAGCGCCACCUACAGCUCGCUCAGAGCUAUAGCAGAGUCAGUGCUGAACCGCCUGCAGGACUGACUCCACAUCAGCUCCACAGAGGCUCGUUAAAGCUCGUUAAAGCUCGUUAAAGCCUGUUGUUCACAGUUUCCUUCUCAGCCUGAAUAUAUUCGAUCGGCCAAGUCACGGUCACUCCUGAAGUUCGCGUCUUUAGUCUUACACAAAAAGCCGAGCGCCGUUCAGGCUGCGGGCGUCCGCUGCUGGUUUAGCCCUGUUUAUAGAUGAGCGCAGGUCAGAAACCCGGGAUUCGUGACUCCAGACUUGUGACCUGUGAAAUUUCAGCCUGAGACAGCGAGCGUGUGUUGGUCCGCUGGCUGGAUAAGGUCGGCACCCCAGAUCGCUGUUCUCCAUACGAGCUCUAGAGCCUUUAAUCUCCCCAAACAGACUUUAAAUGCACAGAGACCCUGAUUUUAGAAAAGAAACUAAGAGCCAUAUUACAAACAACUGCUGUUAAAGCAGAAUAUUAGACAGAAGUCCACUGAUCAUCCCUCGUUUUCCACUCACAGUCCAAUUUACUGAUUUUCCCCUCCCUCCGUCUUUAGUUAUACUAAAUUAGUAAAUAGUGUUAAUCCGUCUCGGCGUCAGCAACACCUCUUACUAUAACAUCGGUUUAUAUCAGGCCUAGUCCUUAUUCUUUCUCUCCGUUGUUUGCAGAAUAAAAGUCUCUGUGCUUUAAAAUCUGUUUGAGGAGAUUUAAAACUCCUCCCGAGGGGGGACCUUUUCAACCCGGCGGACCGACUGCGUCUGUCGGUCAAACUGAAGGGUUUUCUGUAGUGAAAAGCUCCCCGACUGCUGCGCACUGCCUGCAGCUAACAGCGAAGCUAAACCAGCAUCCUCUACUAAAGACUCGACUCGACUCGACAUGAACUGACUCGUGAGCUCAACAUAAGCGAGUCUGUCUGAGAUUAAACAGCUGCACAGAGUCAGAGGUGUGUAAGGAUUAAGGCACUGUGCUAAUUGAUAAUCAGGUUCCGUUACUUGGCCGAUUGACCGCAUGUGGGGUGAGGUGGGAAACCGUGUGAAGGUGGGUUUUAACGGUCCAGACGAGUCGCUCUUAUCAUCGGAGAUCCUGGAGAUUCAGCGCUGCUGGUUCUGCUACGGCAGCUACCCAGCAGGCCGAGCGGGAGCAGCGGAGGGGUGAAGGGUGUCGACCGACUGCGUUCGGAAAGAGAAGCGAAACCCAAAACAUCAGAGCAGCUUCUUUCAGUCAUGCUUUUUUUUUCUAGAGGGGAAUUUUCUACUGAGCUGAAAUUGAAAGAAAGCAAUUCACUGUGGUUCAGUGUGACGUGGUUCAGACGUCUUUACAGUGGCGGUGAUGGGAACCAGACGUCUGCGUGAAACGGCUAUACUUGUGUUGUAGUCAUGCUGACCCCUGGUUCCCAUCAUCACCACUGUGACCAAUUCUGUCCAUGUAGAACUGACCAUUUCACACCAAACCACACUCAGAGGCUCUGUUUACGCGCACUCUGGACGGUGGACGUCCCCUUUCAGCUCUGAUCCCUCCGUGUUCAGUUCACAUAUUAAACAGGCCGUUUUCUUCA